UUCAUAUAAAGGAGCUGAGGUUCUGCAGUGCUUCUUUCACUUUUGUCCCCAUUUGAUGUUCCUUUAUUCUGUGUUUGGAUGUCUAGAAAGUGAUUGGAAAGAAAAUAGGAGGGAAAAUAUGAAUACAAAUAAUAAUGAGACAAAAAUGGAAAAGUAAAUUCUCAUUUGGGUGAGAAGAAUGAAAAUGAGAGGGGGAGGAGAGAGAGAGAGAGAGAGGAGCAAGAAAUGGAGGUUGUCUAUGGAGAGGGAGAGAGGAAAAGGAGUUUCCAUAUGGACUGUGUGUUAAGAAAGGUAGGACUAAUUUUCUCGGUUUCUCUUCAUUUUCUUCCCAUUUUGGAUAGCAGAAGAAGUUCGUAUUGGUGAACCCCAAAAUGUUAGAGGAAGCUGCACGUUCUGAAAUGAGAUAUGGACACAAAAGAGCAGGAAAAGGUGGUUCAAAACAUGCAUCUAAGAAUGAGGAUGAAAUUUUAAAUCAGAUCCUGGGCUAUGAGCAGAAGGAAUCAGUUUCAUCAGGCAGACUUUCUCAUGAUCAACAGACACAUGUUGCUUCAUCUUCACAUAGUCAAGAAGCCUCCACUAAGGAUGGGGUAGGAGGUCAACAUCCAGAUCAUCACCCAAGUCAAGUGUUGAAUGAGAUGGGAUCCACUACUCCUGAAGAAUUACGGCAGCAAGCUAUGGAUGAAAAGAAGAAGCAUCGAACUUUAAAAGCAGAAGGAAAAUCUGAAGAAGCCCUCAGAGCCUUUAAAAGGGGGAAAGAGCUUGAGAGACAGGCUGCAGCUUUGGAGGUGCAGCUUAGGAAAAAUCGUAAAAGGGCUUUGUCUUCCAGCAACGUCUCAGACAUCCAUAGAGAUACUGAUGAAUCCAUUGGAUCUAGUAGGAGAAGUAAGUCCUCUCAAACAAGUGAAAAAAAGGAUGAUCUUGCCGCUGAACUAAGAGAGUUGGGAUGGUCCGAUAUGGAUCUCCAUGAAGCUGACAAAAAGCCAGCAACAGUGACUCUGGAGGGUGAGCUCUCUGCGCUUCUUGGAGAAGUAUCUCAAAAACCAAAUGCGGGAAAGAGAACCCAAACCUCUGAUAAGUCCCAAGUUAUUGCUCACAAGAAGAAGGCUCUAGAAUUCAAGCGUGAAGGGAAACUUGCUGAGGCCAAAGAGGAACUAAAGAAAGCUAAAAUACUUGAAAAGCAAAUUGAGGAACAGGAAUUGCUGAUGGAUUCUGAAGAUUCUGAUGAUGAAAUGUCUUCUUUGAUCCGUAGCUUAGGUGCAGAUACAAAAGAAGAGCUGUCAAUGGGAGUGAAUUUAGACUCUAGCUUUGAUUUUGAUGACAUUUUUUCUGUUGCCGAUAAUCUUGGUGCUGAUCUCGAAGUGACUGAGGAUGACUUGGAUGAUCCAGAAAUGGCUGCUGCUUUAAAAUCGAUGGGUUGGGGUGAAGAUGGCCCUGAGUCUGUGACUUCAGAUGUUCAUUUUGUCCCUAUUGAUAGGGAAGCAAAACUGAUGGAAGUUCAAACCUUGAAAAAAGAAGCUCUAAAUCAGAAAAGGGUUGGUAAUACUGCAAAGGCAAUGGAACUGUUAAAGAAGGCAAAGAUGAUUGAGAAAGAACUUGACAGCUCUCUUUCCCAACAAGCUGACAUGAUGGCACACAGUUUUGAGAUGGUUCCGAAUGCCCAGACCCUACCUGUGGAAGAGCCUCUGAAAAUAAACGAGAACAGAAAUGUUCAUGAACCUAAAACAGCACCAAAAAAUAAAUUGAUGAUCCAGAAAGAGCUUCUCAGUUUGAAGAAGAAAGCUCUUGCUUUAAGAAGGGAAGGUAGGGUAGAUGAAGCAGAAGAAGAACUGAGAAAAGGUAAGGUUCUUGAGAAGCAGCUUGAAGAAUUUGAUAGUGCUCCCAAAGCUGUGCAGCCACCUGUUAGGAAUAUGGGUAAUGAUUACAUUACAGACACUGAUAUUGGGGAUAAUGAGGAUGUAACAGAUCUUGACAUGCAGGAUCCGAACUAUCUUUCAGUUCUAAAGAAUUUGGGUUGGCAGGAUGAAGAUAGUGAAAAUGUGACCUCUACAUCUCAGGUAAAAAUCAAUGCAUCUGCUAGUGAUGAUUUUUCAGUUCCGAAGGCUAUAGCUAAAGUCCCACUUGGGGAUUCUAGAAAAAGUAAAGGUGACAUCCAGAAGGAACUUCUGAGUUUAAAAAGAAAGGCUCUUGCCUUGAGACGUCAAGGAGAAACUGAGGAGGCCGAGGAAGUGCUGGAAACAGCAAAGAAAUUAGAGGCACAGCUUGCUGAAAUUGAAUCUUCGACUCUUAAUGUAGUAAAUGCUGAACCUAACAUGCAUAAAGAGCCAAAUAUUAUUGAUUCUCCCCUCAAGAAUUUGAGUUUUAAUGCUCCAUUAGAUUCAAAAAGUGACUCCAUUGAGGAUUUGGGAAGCAAGAGCAAGGAUAUUCCCGAGAAACGAGAAGACAAGGUUAAUGCAGAUAAGAAGCCAUCCAAUGAUAUACAGCAAACCACUCCCCAAAGUGACUUGAAUUUGCUUCAUCAAGAGAUCCUUGCUCAUAAGAAGAAGGCAGUUGCCUUGAAGAGAGAGGGGAAAUUGACAGAAGCUAAGGAGGAACUUCGACAGGCAAAAGCUUUGGAGAAGCGCCUGGAGGAGGAAAAAUCUCUAACUUCUGGUUCUGCUGAUGUUUCUGGUCUUGAUACUUCACCUUCCAAUCCCAAAGAUAUAAGUCCUACCCCUGUGUCAAAACCUUUAUCUGAGCGUGAGGAAAAAUCUCUUACUUCUGGUCCUGAUACUUCACCUUCCAAGCCCAAAAAUACAAGUCCUACCCCUGGGCCAAAACCUUUAUCUGGACGUGAGCGCUUUAAAUUACAGCAACAGUCUCUUAACCACAAAAGGCAGGCACUUAAGCUGCGAAGGGAAGGCCGAUCAGAAGAAGCUGAUGCUGAAUUUGAAAAAGCUAAGGCCAUUGAAGCCCAACUGGAGGAAUUGACCACAGGGUCUUCUGGUCAUGGAGCUGAACCAACAGACGGGGUCAGUGUUGAGGAUUUUCUUGAUCCUCAGCUUUUGUCCGCCUUGGCAGCCAUUGGAAUUUCAGAUACUGCUGUUGGAUCCCAAGGGCCUGAAAAUUUGGAGGCACAAAGUUCGGUGGCUAGCAAGGUGGACACUGGUGGACCCCAAGGCCAUCAAAGAUCAGAGUCAACACAAUCUGCCACUGGUAUGGUCAACAACACUGCCGAAGAGAAGAUGCAGUUGGAAGAGAAGAUUAAGGCCGAGAAAUUAAAGGCAUUAAACUUGAAACGUUCUGGAAAUCAGGCUGACGCCCUAGCUGCCCUUCGUCAGGCCAAAGUCUUUCAAAAGAAGUUGGAUUCUUUAAAUUCUCAACAGUAAUGUUGUAACCAAGUGUUUCCUCUAGACCCAGGAUAUUUCCACUGCAAGAAGGAAUAUCAAGUGUUACGGAGUAUUUAUUCCUUUUCUAUUUUUUGUAUAGGCUCAGCUCAAUGACAUUACAUUGGAGCGACUUCAGAAGACUGAGUUCAUUGAGUUUUACAGCUUUAAAGAACAUAUAUGAUAUUCUUCCAACCUAUUUUCUUUGGGAUGACUGAACUUUGAUCUCUUUACCCAGUGAUGCUUUCAUGAAAAA
Molecule: messenger RNA, 3618 nt
Organism: Ipomoea triloba (trilobed morning glory)
Lineage: Eukaryota; Viridiplantae; Streptophyta; Magnoliopsida; Solanales; Convolvulaceae
Exons: 2
Coding region: 372-3365 (997 amino acids)
Molecular function (GO): metal ion binding; protein binding
Source: RefSeq, a predicted model, not a curated record